CCACGCGGAGAGCUCUGGGAACGUAGCAUCUUCGCCCACAGCUGCAGCCUUGAGAGAAAGGCGCGCGAACACGCCUAUUAAUUGCACACUCACCUCGCCAUCUUCUUCGCUCCUGCGUCUGCCCCGCGAAAUCGAAUUGUGGGCGCCCUCGGUCCCACCACGAGAUCCCCUACCCCAGACACGACACGACACUUGAAAGAAACACACCAUGGCCGACUUCGAGGCUCUCAAGGACCAGUGGAGUGAGGUUGAGGACAGAGAUGGCGUCCGCCUCAGCUGGAACACCCUGCCCAGCUCGCGCAUGGAAGCUUCGCGCCUUGUUGUUCCCAUCGGCGCUCUGUACACGCCAUUAAAGGAGAAGACAGACACCCCACUGCUCCAGUAUGAGCCAGUAUCUUGCAGGGCACCCUGCCGCUGUGUCCUCAACCCAUUCUGCCAGGUCGACAUGCGCGCACGCGUGUGGAUAUGUCCCUUCUGUCUCCAGCGAAACCAGCUGCCCGCGCACUACAAAGACAUUUCUGCGGACCAGAUUCCUCCCGAGCUCCACCCAAGCAGCACCACCAUUGAGUACCGUCUCCCUCGGCCAGCAGACUCUCCGCCCAUAUUCGUCUUCGUUGUGGAUACCUGCCAGGAGGAGGACAGCUUGAAGGCACUCAAGGACUCGAUCAUCAUGAGCUUGAGCUUGCUCCCACAGUACGCUCUGGUUGGAUUGAUCACAUACGGCACCAUGUGCCAAAUUCACGAACUGGGUUACGCCGAAUGCGCCAAAUCGUACGUCUUCCGCGGCAGCAAAGACUACAGCUCGAAGCAGAUCCAGGAUAUGCUGGGCCUAGGUCAGAUGGCUCCUCGCCCAAAUAUGCAACAACAGCCCGGACGGCCUAUGAUGGGUCCCCCCAACCCGGCUGCUGCGCGCUUCCUCCUGCCCGUGUCGCAGUGCGAGUUCCAGUUGACAAACGCUCUUGAGCAGCUCCAGAGAGAUCCCUGGCCGGUUGCGAACGACAAGCGCGCCUUGAGAUGCACAGGUGUCGCGCUGAGCGUUGCUGCGGGUCUUUUGGAGACAAACUUCGUGAACAAGGGAGCCAGGAUCAUGCUCUUCAGCGGUGGUCCGGCUACCGAGGGUCCUGGUAUGGUCGUUGGUCCGGAGCUGCGAGAACCCAUUCGAUCGCAUCACGACAUCGACCGCGACAAUAUCAAGUACUACAAGAAGGCACUCAAGUUCUACGAGACCCUCGCCAAGCGCGUCGCACACAAUGGACAUAUCGUCGACAUCUUCGCGGGAUGUCUCGACCAAGUUGGUCUGCUCGAAAUGAGAGGACUUGCCAACACCACUGGUGGUCACAUCAUCCUGACGGAUAGCUUCACAUCUUCCAUGUACAAGCAGUCCUUCGCUCGUAUUUUCAACAAGGAUGGGGAAGACAAUCUUCUGAUGGCCUUCAACGCCAACCUUGAGGUUCUGACCACGAAGGAGCUGAAGGUUACUGGUCUCAUUGGGCACGCCGUCUCGUUGAACAAGAAGUCCGCGUCUGUGGGUGAGACCGAGUGCGGUAUCGGUAACACUUGCGCGUGGAAGAUGUGCGGUAUCGACCCUGAUUCCAGUUACGGUAUCUACUUCGAGAUUGCCAACCAAGGAGGUCCGAAUCAGAUGCAAGCUGGUCCACAGAAGGGAAUGAUGCAAUUCAUCACACACUACCAGCAUUCAGAUGGUCAAUACCACUUGAGAGUAACAACGGUUGCCCGCAAUAUGAGUGGACCUUCCGGCGACCCCGCCAUCGCUCAAUCAUUCGACCAGGAAGCCGCCGCCGUCCUUAUGUCAAGAAUAGCAGUGUUCAAGGCCGAGGUUGACGAUGGCCCAGAUGUUUUGCGAUGGGUUGACCGCAUGCUCAUCAGAUUGUGUUCGCGCUUUGCCGAGUACAGAAAAGAUGACCCAACAUCUUUCAGGCUCGAGAAGAACUUCACUCUUUACCCGCAGUUCAUGUUCCAUCUCCGACGUUCUCAGUUCUUGCAGGUUUUCAACAACUCGCCUGAUGAGACCGCUUUCUACCGACAUGUUCUGAACCACGCGGAUGUCGGCAAUUCGCUCAUCAUGAUCCAACCUACCCUGGACAGCUACGGAUUUGAUCACGAGGGCGGCCAGCCUGUGUUGCUCGACUCGACUUCCAUCCAGUCCGAGACUGUCCUGCUACUGGACACUUUCUUCCAUAUCCUCAUCUUCCACGGCGAAACCAUGGCCGAGUGGCGCAAAGCCGGCUACCAAGACCAAGAAGGAUACGAGAACUUCCGGACACUGCUCGAAGCGCCAAAGGAGGACGCCAAAGACCUCAUCCAGGACCGCUUCCCGCUGCCCCGAUUCAUCGUUUGCGACGCCGGCGGCUCGCAGGCCCGUUUCUUGCUCUCCAAGCUCAACCCGUCCAAUACACACACCACCACCGGUUCGUACGGCGGCGUGGCACAGACAGCGCAGACUAUCUUCACGGACGACGUCAGCUUGCAGACGUUUAUGGACCAUCUGAUGAAACUUGCGGUCACGGGCUCAAGUUAGAAAAGUGAGCUGUCUAUGGAAAAUGACUUUCAGCCCGCGUGGACUGCGUAUUUAUAGCGAGAUGUUGGAAGACAAGGACUGGCGUCACACUUUUAUUUAGUGAAGGGGUUAGAGGAUGAUGAUGGGUUGGAGGGUGUUUUGACGGCCGUUCACGAUGGCUGGUUGGUUGUUGGGGAGCGGAUGCGUCAGAUUAGCUGUACAAACUAUAUCAUUGCUUCUUGACAC
Messenger RNA from Dothidotthia symphoricarpi CBS 119687, 2764 nucleotides. Its product is annotated as protein transporter SEC23. The transcript is spliced from 8 exons. Gene Ontology annotation, molecular function: zinc ion binding; GTPase activator activity. The record is from RefSeq and is a predicted model, not a curated record. NCBI's taxonomy places the organism in Eukaryota, Fungi, Ascomycota, Dothideomycetes, Pleosporales, Dothidotthiaceae. Gene Ontology annotation, biological process: endoplasmic reticulum to Golgi vesicle-mediated transport; COPII-coated vesicle cargo loading; COPII-coated vesicle budding. Gene Ontology annotation, cellular component: COPII vesicle coat; endoplasmic reticulum exit site. Bases 209 to 2539 code for a protein of 776 amino acids.